Molecule: messenger RNA, 2286 nt
Organism: Syngnathus typhle (broad-nosed pipefish)
Lineage: Eukaryota; Metazoa; Chordata; Actinopteri; Syngnathiformes; Syngnathidae
Gene: ndrg1a
Product: N-myc downstream regulated 1a
Exons: 16
Coding region: 180-1367 (395 amino acids)
Biological process (GO): signal transduction
Cellular component (GO): cytoplasm
Source: RefSeq, a predicted model, not a curated record
ACCCUCCCCAAGUCUUUAUAAAAUUCCCUCAUACAUCCGCCUCGCUACACGUUGUAAACAAAACUGCUGCCGUCACUGAACGCCUGAACGCCUUCAAAUCUUUUGAAAUCUUUUUGGGAGAAAAAUUUUCCCUCUGCUUCAGGACAUUUUGAAACCUGCCAGCCGCGCAGCCCGUAGCCAUGGACGACAUCCAGGUUGUUGAAUCCAAACCUCUGCUGGUGGAUAGGGAGCUGCCUGGUCUGAGGGAGGCGGUGCAGCAGCUUGCUAUCAAGGAGCAUGACGUGGAGACGCCGUAUGGACGACUCCACUGCACCAUGCGGGGCAUUCCCAAAGGCGAGCGGCCCGUCAUCCUCACCUUUCACGACAUCGGGCUCAACCACAAGACGUGCUGGGACUCGCUGUUCCAGCAUGAGGACAUGCUGGAGAUCCUGCACCACUUUGCUGUGUGUCACGUGGAUGCGCUGGGGCAGCAUGAGGGCGCCAACACUUUUUCUACCGGCUACGAGUAUCCGUCCAUGGACGAGCUCUCUGAGACGCUCCCGUUGGUGCUGAAGCAUUUCGGGCUGAAGUCUGUUAUUGGAUUAGGGAUGGGAGCUGGAGCUUUCAUGCUGACCAAAUUUGCUCUGGAGUACCCGAAAAUGGUGGAAGGUUUGGUGCUGAUCAACAUCAACCCGUGCGCCGAGGGCUGGAUGGACUGGGCUGCGCACAAGAUUAGUGGCUGGACCCAUGCCUUGCCCGACCUGAUUAUCAGCCACCUCUUCGGAAAGGAGGAGAUCCACCACAACCAGGACUUGGUGGCCACAUACCGCCACCAUGUGAUGAGGGACAUGAACCAGUUCAACCUGCAGCUCUUCGUCAAGGCCUACGAAAGUCGGCGGGACCUGGAGAUCGAGAGGCCGGUGCCAGGAAGCAACACCAGAACCCUCAAGUGUCCUUCCCUUUUGGUGGUCGGGGACAGCUCGCCUGCCGUGGACGCCGUGGUGGAGUGCAACACCAAACUGGACCCCACAAAAGCGACCCUGCUUAAGAUGGCCGACUGUGGAGGCAUGCCCCAGAUUGACCAGCCCGCCAAGCUGACGGAGGCGUUUAAGUACUUCAUUCAGGGCAUGGGAUACAUGCCGUCAGCCAGUAUGACCCGCCUGGUGCGCUCUCGCACGGCCUCGGGUUCCAGCGUGACAUCCUUCGAGGGUUCCCGCUCGCGCUCACACACCCACGAGGGCAACCGCUCGCGCGCGCACACCAAUGAGGGCCCGCGCUCACGCUCACACACGGCCGAGCACCUGCGGGGUCACACCCCUGCCCCCGCCACCGACGCUGCCCCCGCCGUGGACCAGGGCAUGCUCAAGACCCCCGAAGUCUCCUGCUAAUCAAGUCGCAAUUAACUCCCUUUUUGUUUGCUGUACCUACCACUGUCAAAAAUUUUGUUGUUUUCAUCUAGAUUAAGAGGGUUGGACCUAAGAUUUUGGGUUUGGUGAUGAUGUAGCGUGUAGGGGCAUCGCUAGUGGCUGACAGAGCACAGAGGAAGCUUGUUGUGCAUCAUUAUUUGUCUCCGUUUUUAGUACCAAAAUGGACAAAUAUUCACAUACGAUCAGUUGACUUUUACAUAUUGUCCACAUGCAAAAAUCUCUUCAAAUAAUAAUCAGAUCAGAGAGCACGGCGCCAUCUGCUGGGUGGCACGACCGCUCCCUUCAGCUCUUGCUGCCCUCGUGGACCACGCCAUGCCAACGGCAACUUUUUAACAAGAUUUUUUUCAAACGUAUUAAGGAAGGUUGAACCAGUUGAGUCUGGAGAUGGGAUAGGUUGGAGGGGGUGGGGGUGAAGGAGAGCGCAGCGGAAGCUAGCUUUUUAAGCAUCAUUUUAGCUGAUCCUGUUUUUAUUUUGAUCAUACUGACAUGCAUUUUAUUUCCUUUCGCUUGAAAAACGUUUUGGAGAAAGACAAAAAUACGUUAAGGGACAUGAGUUGCUUUUUUGUAAUCCAUACCACCAAAUCGAAAAGCUUUAUUAACAACGCCGGCAGACAAAGUAUUAACUGUUUUUAUAAGGGUUUUUUUUUUUCAAUACAAUCAAGCACAAGGGAACAAAGCGUUGCCAUGUAGUCGUUGACAGUUCUGCGGCUUGUCAUUUUGUUGUCAUUAAUAACGGCGUCAUGCUCUGUCGCUCUGACUUGCACUACGUUGGCAAACGUUUGCUUUUGUAGGAGCUGUGUAAAGAUGCUGCUGCUCGAGCGGCAUAACAGUUUGUAUUUAUUAAGAAGAAAAAUACAUUAAAAAAUGACUGUGUAACUCA